Aethina tumida (small hive beetle) is the source of this 1068-nucleotide messenger RNA. Its product is annotated as 1,5-anhydro-D-fructose reductase-like. Gene Ontology annotation, cellular component: cytosol. Bases 21 to 1022 code for a protein of 333 amino acids. Gene Ontology annotation, molecular function: aldose reductase (NADPH) activity. The record is from RefSeq and is a predicted model, not a curated record. The transcript is spliced from 6 exons. NCBI's taxonomy places the organism in Eukaryota, Metazoa, Arthropoda, Insecta, Coleoptera, Nitidulidae.
UGUUAUGUUGUUAUCCUCCUAUGAUAUCCACGUACAGAAUCAAACAGAAAAUGCCUCCGAACUGUUUAAAGUUAACCAGCGGAUAUGAAAUUCCAAUAGUGGGCAUGGGCACUUCAAAAGUGCCUAACGAGGAGGAUUUAGAAUGCGCCAUUAACGCAGCCCUGGAAAUCGGUUACAGACACAUAGACACGGCCAGCAUUUACAAUAACGAACACAUAAUUGGACGGGUUUUAAAAAAUUGGCUGGAUUCAGGCCGAUUAAAGCGCGAGGAUCUGUUCAUAACGACCAAGCUGAACUUCACCCGUACUGCACCCGAGUUCGUCGAGACGAGCGUGUUGGAAUCGUUGGAGAAGCUGCAGCUGGACUACGUCGACCUGUAUCUGAUUCAUUUUCCCGUGUGCGCCGUUUCGAAGAAACCGGACGAACCGAAGUGGUACACGAGGAAGACUGACCAUUUGGCAAUUUGGAAGGAGUUGGAGAAACAAGUAGAUGCCGGACGGAUCAGGUCGCUUGGAGUGUCCAAUUUUAACGAGACACAGUUGGAAAGGUUACUUAAAUCGAAUUGCAAGCACAAACUGACCAACAAUCAAGUUGAGUUGCAUGUUUAUCUUCAACAGAGGCAAUUAGUGGAAUAUUGUCAGAAGAAUGGAGUGACCGUCACUGCAUUUGGUCCUCUGGGGUCACCUGGCUAUAACGAUCAUUUGAAAAGGAUAGGCAAACAGCAAAAACCUCUUCCUAACAUCUUAAACGACCAAACUGUAAGGGAUAUAUCCGAAAAACACAGUAAAGCACCAUCUCAAGUGUUAUUAAGAUUUUUAAUUCAAAAUAAUAUUAUUGUAAUACCCAAAAGUGUGACACCUUCAAGAUUAAAGGAAAACUUCGAUUUAUUUAGUUUUAAUCUUGAUGAACGGGAUAUGGAACAAUUAAGAUCUUUAGAUAUUGGUGAAGACGCGAGGGUUUUUUGUUUUAGUGAAUUUAAUGGACUCGAGGAAAAUGAAGAAUGGCCCUUUAUUAAACAGUAACAAUGUAUAGGUUGAAAAAAUAUCAAUAAAUAACUUUAUCAAUUUA